This is a messenger RNA of Pseudophryne corroboree (corroboree frog), 2904 nucleotides long. RefSeq names its product lumican (gene LUM). The record is from RefSeq and is a predicted model, not a curated record. Gene Ontology annotation, molecular function: protein binding; collagen binding. The transcript has 3 exons. Lineage: Eukaryota; Metazoa; Chordata; Amphibia; Anura; Myobatrachidae. Bases 208 to 1248 code for a protein of 346 amino acids.
CCAUGAUGACAUAAGAGCAAUGUGAGUAGUGGUUUUUUUUUCUCCCCUCUUUUCAUUUUGCAGUUCUGUUUUACACUGGUUCUGGCAGACAGUUCUCUCCUGACACUGUUUACAGCACAUGAUACUUGAGUCAGUCUCUUUUUUAAUCGGCAUAAGGGAAUUAAAGAGAGCAGCAUCAAAGAAAGAGGUACAUUAAUAAUUGCAGCGAUGCAUCUCCAAUUCCUUCCUUUAUUGGUGCUGCUUGUUGUUGGCAGUGUGUUCUCCCAAUAUUAUGAUUAUGGUUCACCAGAUGAUUACUAUGGAGGAGGCCUAGCUCAUGGACCUUCCACUGCUAACUGUGCACCAGAAUGUAACUGUCCAGCAAAUUAUCCUUCCGCAAUGUAUUGCGACAACCUUAAAUUAAAGAAAAUACCAUCGAUUCCAACCGGAAUUCAGUACUUGUAUCUGCAGAACAACAUGAUUGAGGGUAUAGAUGAUGACACAUUCAAAAAUGUGACUGAUUUGAGAUGGCUUAUUCUAGACCACAACCACCUGUCUAAUGCCAACAUUAAAAAAAAUGCUUUUUCCAAGUUGAAAGAGCUACAGAAACUGUACAUGAGUUUCAACAACCUCACUGAGCUUGUGGGGCCACUACCAAAGACAAUGGAUGACUUGCGUGUAACUAACAACAAACUUUCAAAGAUUACCCCUAACAUUUUAGAAGGGUUGGAGAAUGUUACUGUUAUCCAUCUACAGCACAAUGCGCUGAAAGCGGAUUCAAUUUCAGGUGCAUUUAAAGGCCUAAAAUCUCUUUUAUACCUUGAUCUAAGCUUUAAUGAGCUCACAAAGUUACCUAUAGGACUUCCACCAAUCAUAAAUAUGCUCUAUUUUGACAACAAUAAAAUCAGCAAUAUCCCAGAUGAAUACUUCCAGGGUUUCAAAUCUCUACAGUAUCUCCGCCUGUCUCACAAUGAUCUGAAAGAUGCUGGUGUACCUGGCAAUGCAUUUAAUAUCUCAACCCUCAUUGAGCUGGAUCUUUCAUUUAAUUCACUUGAAAGUAUUCCAGCUGUGAACGAAGGCCUGGAAAACCUCUACCUGCAUGUCAACAAAAUCAAAAAAAUCAAUUUGAGCAGCUUUUGUAAGGUUAUUGGUCCACUGGAAUAUUCUAGGAUCAGACACCUGCGCUUGGAUGGAAACAACAUUACCCGAGCCGACGUUCCCCAGGAGAUUCACAAUUGUCUCCGUCUAGCUUCAGAAAUCGAGUUGUAAUAGGGAAUCAUUUGUGUAAACAGUGGUUCCUGAAUCCCAAGCCAAUGAUUUAUUAUUUCUUUCUUUCUGUGAUUCAUUCAGGUUAAUGAAAUCCAAUGAAAUAUACAACAUAUUAAGAUGUGAUUCUUCACAAGUUUUUAUCAGGUUAAAUGCAUGUGAUUCAACUCAAAAAUUUAAGUGAAAACAUAAAACAUAAUUUUAGUGCAAGCAGUAUUUUAAUUAACCUAUAGCAAAAUGUGAUAUAAAGAGGAAAUAAAUAUAUAUAUAAAAAUGCCUUGAUGGGGAAAUAAUGCAGAAGAUUAAAAAUGUAAAUAUAUACCAUGUUAAGGAUGGUCUAGAAUGGAAAAGUAAGUGUAUUUUGUUUUGUUUUUAUGUAAGUGCUGGCAUUUUUUUAAAAGUUACAUUUGGUGUCUAGUGACUGCAGCUAUGAGUACCGCAUGUGCAUGACAUCGCCUCUAAUAGCUUGUAAGGAGAGCCCACAUUUCACUGCACAAAACUUGUAAUAUAGACAAUGGUAAGAAUACACUCCAGAUAACUUGUAUCCACAAAAGGAAAAUGUAAACGGCAGAAUAUCCUAAUAUGUGAUGUCAGCUGUAACAUGAUUUUAGGGGCAUAACCAGAAUAAGGGGGGGAUGGGGGUGUAGGGGAUACUGUACCCUGGGCCCCCCUGCUAGGUAGUCUCCUGGCCAAAGCACACUGACAUCACUAGCUCUCCCUCUUGUGCAGCAGCAGAACCAGCGGAAUCGCUGCCAGAAGGACAGUGUGCUGUGUUGGCAGAGACAUGGGAGUAACAGGUUUCAUUACCUACUGUACCAAUGGAGCUUCCCGACCAGGGGGGCGAGUUAGGAGGGGGGAUAGAGCUGUUAGUUACCCAGGGAUCCCAGCAUCUCCUCCUCUUCUGUGUUGAAAUACCUUUCUUAUCAAUUAAAUAGUUCAACACAGGUGAUGCCAAUCAUAUAUUAAGAGGAUAUCCAGGAGCAGACUAUUUUGGCCCUCCAGGAAUGGGUCAAAAUCUAAUAUACCCCCCCCCCCCUUACACCGGCCUUGUUUAAGGAGAGGUACGAAUGGCCACAUCCACUGGAUCAGUAUGAGGCAAAGCAUCAGCACAGGCUAGAAUGCAGUAGUGUAGCAUGCUAAAUUAGGCUUAUACUACUACUCUUAGUAUGUCUGACUGUAGUUUGUAGUUUGUUUGAAACAUGUCUAUAUGAUUGAAAGAUUUGGACUCCACUCUUCUGCUAAGGUCAAUGAUUUGAUGUCAAAUUUCACAAGUGCUCAGGUAUCGGAGUCCAUUAAUAAUGCAGUGAAAAAGCUAGCGUCUUACAUUGAGUUAUGUCAGAUUUUUAUGUGAAUAAUUGUUAUAAACUCUUCACAAUUCAAAUUCAACACAAAAAGCAAGAGAAAUGUUAAAUGAUCAAUGUAAUCUUCAAUUAUAUAUUUAUAUUGUAAGAUAUCCCCAGUGAUUAUAUAUUGAUUGCCAUGUGUUAUGCUGUGCAUUUAAAUUUUCGGCAUAAUGUCCUUUGCUGGUUAUUUGGCAUAUAGAUGUUUGACGAAUUUACCUGAAACAUAAUUUCUUAACUGAUAGAAAAUAUUACUGCGUGUAAUCUGCUGUAUGGGCUGGUCCAUUUGUUAAGCAAUAAAGCCUUGUUUUACAGUGUU